This is a messenger RNA of Cottoperca gobio, 2816 nucleotides long. RefSeq names its product solute carrier family 2 member 10 (gene slc2a10). Gene Ontology annotation, molecular function: D-glucose transmembrane transporter activity. Gene Ontology annotation, biological process: circulatory system development; D-glucose transmembrane transport. The record is from RefSeq and is a predicted model, not a curated record. The transcript has 6 exons. The coding region runs from base 248 to 1876 and encodes 542 amino acids. NCBI's taxonomy places the organism in Eukaryota, Metazoa, Chordata, Actinopteri, Perciformes, Bovichtidae. Gene Ontology annotation, cellular component: membrane.
GCCUCUUUGGGACUUUCCUUCCUGAAAAAGUUGGGCAGUUGUCGACCUCUGGCGUCAAAAUUGAACCAAGAAGAUUCUCCUCUUGCAAUUUGACACUGCUGCCACGUAGCCCGGACUUCCUGAAGGCCAGAAGUUUUCCAGGAGCAUCUCUUUAUCAUCCCCUCUGCUACUUACGAGGAUGUGUUCCAAGAAAUGAAUCCAGACCAGCGCAGCCUGACCGACAUGUGAAUGUAACAGGACAGAAGCAAUGGGUAGCUCCACCCUCCUGUUGGCCAGUGUGGUGUCCAGUCUGGGCGGCCUGGUCUUUGGUUAUGAGUUGGGCAUCAUUUCAGGUGCUUUGCUGCAGCUCAAGGCAGAGUUCAGACUCUCAUGUGUCCAGCAAGAGGCUCUGGUCAGCUCUUUGUUAAUAGGAGCUCUGCUGGCCUCCAUCAUGGGCGGCUGCUUGAUCGACUACCGGGGCCGCAGGAACUCCAUCCUCCUCAGCAAUGUCUUGAUCCUGACCGGCAGCCUGCUCCUGCUCAUCGGCUCCUACUCUGCACUGGUGGUGGGCAGGAUGACAGUGGGCUUCGCCAUGUGUAUAUCCUCCAUGUCCUGCUGCAUCUUUGUGUCUGAGAUGGUUACCCCGGACCGCAGGGGCUUCCUGGUAACACUGUAUGAAGCUGGGAUCACUGUGGGCAUCCUGGCUGCUUAUGCCAUGAACUACCUGCUGUCUGACUCUAAAAGAGGGUGGAAAUGGAUGUUUGGAUUAGCCGUAGUACCAACUAUGAUUCAGCUGGUCUCUAUCUGGUUUCUUCCAUCCAGCACUUCUUUUGAAUCAAGCCAAAGAUAUUUCUCUCAAACUGAAAGAGACAAGAUGAAUACUGUCGGAAACAAGGAAGCAGAUGACUCAAAAGUCAGCAAUAACAACAAGAAGGUUCAGUACAACAGCAUGUCCCUUUUCCAGCGUAAAGACAACAUGAGAACUCGGACCGUGCUUGGCCUCGCACUGGUUCUCUUUCAGCAGUUCACAGGCCAGCCCAAUGUUCUCCUCUACGCCUCCACCAUCUUCCACUCAGUGGGGUUUCAGAGCAACGCCUCGGCAGUGCUGGCGUCUGUGGGCUUGGGGUUAGUCAAAGUGAUUUCUACUCUGACCUCGAUGGUGUUUUCAGACAGGGUGGGCCGGAGGCCUCUGCUCAUCAGUGGGUGCUCUGUCAUGGCGCUGGGUCUGAUAACCAUCGGACUCCUCAGUGGACAUUCAUUGAUGAAUGCUGAAAGGCCUUGUAAUUCUGAGGACAUCAACGUUAACAGAACAGAUCUACCUCAUUUAAUGGUUGGUAAUUGGACACUUUUUAACACGCCUUUAGAUGAGAGCCAAAGACUAGUUAAUAACAACACACAAGAUGAAGAUGAUGUAAUUGAUAAAGUCAGACCGAAACCACCGAACACUCUGGUAUCUUCUCCUAGCGUCACAGCAGUGAACUGGAUCAUUUUCGUGUGUAUGAUGGCUGUCGUCAGUGCAUACUCCUUUGGAUUUGGACCAAUGACCUGGCUUCUCCUGACUGAAAUAUUUCCAGCUGCUAUCAGAGGAAGGGCAUUCGCAUUCACCAACUGCUUCAACUGGGCUGCCAACCUGUUGGUCACAUUCACUUUCUUGAAUUUUAUCGAUGCGAUUGGUCUGUCGGGGAUGUUUCUUUUGUACGGGAUGACCGCUGUGGCAGCUGGAGUUUUCUUCUACUUCAUGCUACCAGAGACUAAAGGGAAGACUCUGGAGGAGAUAGACAAGGAGCUGUGUUUUAUCAAGUUUUACCACAGCGAGGAUUGCUGUAGCAUCAUCAGCCGGCGAAACAUUUCCCCACAGUACCAGAGAGUGCACUGCCAAGUUAGCGCUUCAGGGUGAUUCAUUAUAUGAUAUUACCAUAUUGACAUCAAAAACAUUUUAAGAUCAUAGGCUUUUCUCUGUUGCACUUAAUAUUGGAAUAUGUGUGGUAUCUUUGUGAAACAUGCUAACAAAGUUGCAAAGCAUUUGUAUGUGAUCAUAUGUGUUGUCAUCAUACAAGCUAUCAAACUGAUUAUUUUUGGCAUUUAAAAACUUUAACUACCUACAUAGACCUUCCUUUUGCAACUUUACCAGUUACUGUAGUUUCACAGAGCCGUAAGCUUUUAUAAAGGACAUUAUCUUCAAAAUAAUUAACUUUACACAAUUACCUGUGCAUUUGUUAAACACUUGUCAACUUUUUGUCCCCUUUAGCAAUAAAAUUGUGAAGUACCAUAUUGUUGAUGGGAAACACUACAAAGAAAACAAUGAUCCCUCGAUGUUGUACGGUAUUGCUUCUUCUCAACAUGGCCAUAGUGAAUUUCUUUUUCUGUUGCUUCUAAGUUCCCAUGAGGUGCAGUAAACACAGCAAUAUUAUACUAUAGUUAGCAUCUUUUUUUAUGUUUUGCACAGAGCCCCUGAAAACAACCACUGUUCCUUUACUGGAAUCCUACCUGGGUGAUGAAACGCUUGUUUUGAUGUAAACACAAUAUAAUGUUCAAACUAGAAUUGAGAUCACUUCUUUUGGGAUCUUAAAAAGCACUCUAUAAAUAAAAUGUAUUAUUUUCACAGAGCCCCUCUACCAGACGGACACCAGAUCAAGUAAUAAUGCAGGACACUGAUAAUUUUGUGCUUUACAGGUGCAACAUCUUUAACUAAUUUACAACUUAUCAAAAUGCAACUGACACUGUUAAACUGACUGACUAUUUAGGCCCUUGGGUCUGUGGCCCCAGAGCAGUUGGCUGCUCUACCCUUAACAACUUUCAAACUUCAUUGUGACAUUUACAGUUUCCGUUUUGUCAUG